AUGGACUUGUUCGCCGCGGCGCGGCGCGGCGCGGUACCCGCCCUUCGGUCGCUCCUCCGCCCCGAGGCGGAGUGCGACGCGGACUUGCGCGACGACUGGGGCCAGACGGCUCUCAUGCUUGCCGCCGAGGCGGGACGAACGGAUUGCGUCGCUCUGCUGCUCGCGGCGGGCGCAGACGUGGGCGCGCAGGAUGCCGAGUCGGGCUAUACGGCGCUGCAUCGCGCGCUGCUCCGCGGCCAGAUCGCUGCGGCCGCCAUGCUCGUCCGCGUCGGCGGCGCGAGCGUCGACUCGCCUCUCGACCACGAGGGCCUCUCUCCGCUGGCGCUGUGCGAGCUGGCGCACGGGCCGGCGGAGUCGGCGGAGGCGACGCUCGCGGGCGACGUUUACACCUGGGGCCAGGCGGGCGGGCUGCCGCUCGGCCGGCCCGCCGCCACGGGGUCGCACGAGGCGCGGCCUGCGCGCGCAAAACUUCCCGCGCCGCCGUCGUCGCUCGAGGAGGGGGCGCUGACGGCGGCGGCGGCGGCGCGCGGGGAGACGGCCGACCCGCGCGGCGUCGUGGCGGCGGGGCUUGACCACUCGCUCGCG
This is a messenger RNA of Emiliania huxleyi CCMP1516, 585 nucleotides long. RefSeq lists its product as hypothetical. The transcript has 2 exons. Lineage: Eukaryota; Haptophyta; Isochrysidales; Noelaerhabdaceae. The record is from RefSeq and is a predicted model, not a curated record. Gene Ontology annotation, molecular function: protein binding. The annotation marks the transcript as partial.